AUGCAGACCAGUUCCCCCGCCACCCACGUCUCCUGGUCGCAGACCGUAGGUGCCUCGGGCGGCAACUCGUCGUGCAAGGAGAACUCUGAGUUCCCCCACUUCUUGUAUGCCGUGACCUACACAGUGAUCCUGCUGCCCGGCCUCAUUGGCAACGUCCUGGCGCUCUGGGUCUUCUACGGCUACAUCCGCGAGACCAAGCGGGCCGUCAUCUUCAUGAUCAACCUGGCCGUGGCCGACCUGAUGCAGGUGCUGUCGCUGCCCCUGCGCAUCUUCUACUACCUGCACCGCUCUUGGCCCUUCGGGCCAGGCCUCUGCCUCUUCUGCUUCUAUCUCAAGUACGUCAACAUGUAUGCCAGCGUCUACUUCCUCGUGUGCAUCAGCGUACGCCGCUUCGGCUUUCUCAUGUUCCCCUUCCGCUUCACCGACGCCAAGCGCCAGGGCGACGUGCUGAUCAGCCUGGCUGGCUGGGUGGCCGUGGGCCUGGCCUGCCUGCCCUUUCCGCUGCUGCGCCUCGGCGGGGUCGACCCUUCUGUCGCCGGCAACAUCACCGGCACCGCCGGCUCCGGCCGGUCCCCCGGCCCCCCCAACGCCACCUGCUUCGUCGACCUGCCCACCCUCCAACACCUCAGCCUGGGCCAGGCCCUGGCCCUGCUGGGAGUGGCUGAGCUCCUGGGCUUCUGUGCCCCGCUGCUGGUUAUCCUCUACUGCUCCUGGAAGGCCGCCCUGUCCCUGCGCCAGAAAGGUCCCGUCCCGCAAGACCUGGGCGAGAAGAAGAAGGCACUCAAGAUGAUCCUCACCUGUGCCGCCGUCUUCCUCAUCUGCUUCGCCCCAUACCACAUCAGUUUCCCCCUGGACUUCCUAGUCAAGGCCAACAAGAUCGAUGGCUGCCUGGCCCGGAGGCUGAUCCAGACCUUCCACCCCGUGGCCCUGUGUCUGGCCAGCCUCAACUCCUGCCUGGACCCAGCCCUCUACUACUUCACCACGGAUGAGUUCCGGAGGCGCCUGUCACGCCAGGACCUGCAGGAGAGCCUGCCCCUGCCCACCCGUCCCUUCUCCAGCCCCCGCGGCCCCUCUCAGAAUGGGCACGUUCAGCCUGGCGCCGGGUGA
Molecule: messenger RNA, 1107 nt
Organism: Tachyglossus aculeatus (Australian echidna)
Lineage: Eukaryota; Metazoa; Chordata; Mammalia; Monotremata; Tachyglossidae
Gene: GPR174
Product: G protein-coupled receptor 174
Biological process (GO): positive regulation of Rho protein signal transduction; phospholipase C-activating G protein-coupled receptor signaling pathway
Cellular component (GO): membrane
Molecular function (GO): G protein-coupled receptor activity
Source: RefSeq, a predicted model, not a curated record